This is a messenger RNA of Strongylocentrotus purpuratus (purple sea urchin), 4233 nucleotides long. RefSeq names its product zinc finger protein 271. The record is from RefSeq and is a predicted model, not a curated record. NCBI's taxonomy places the organism in Eukaryota, Metazoa, Echinodermata, Echinoidea, Camarodonta, Strongylocentrotidae. The transcript has 4 exons. The coding region runs from base 515 to 3430 and encodes 971 amino acids.
UACCGCACACACGUAGGGUAGGCCUAACGUUAGAAUGCGUACUUUCUCUUCGCCAUGUUGAAUCGACGAAACAACGUGGAUGAAUUAUCGGGUUAGAACGAAAAAUCACCAUUUUUCCCAUCGAAGACCUCUUCUAAUUAUCAUUUCAAGUUGUUGGAAAGAUGCCAAGAGGAGUCGAAAAACAUUAUUCUGGAAUUCAACACCUGACAGCUGGUCCAACAAUAAUGGAGCCCGUUAUGAUACCAGCCACAGCCAGUAAAUCUGCGAGCAGUGCUUCUAAGACCGGCGUUAUAGCAUGAACUACUCCUCUGGAAUGCAGUAUUUACGACAGCUACAGAGAUCUGGUAAUCAUGGCAAUACCUCACUCUUCAAGUCAUGUUAUUACUCAAGAAAAGAAUGAACAAGACAAAGAGUAGCAGAAACAUGUGAAAAAAACAUUUGUGAGAGAGGAGAAGAUGCCAAAAUGACUGCAUUGGCGAUGUCCAGUCUUUGAAUACGAGCAGUAUAGGUUGCCAUGUUGAAUCCGAAAAUGGCAAGCAAUUUUAAAGAGAAUGAUGUUCAAAGGAAUUGUUAUGCACAUGUUGCUACGAUCGAUUAUAAUAUUGAUCUUGCAGAUAGACUUAACACUGAAAAAGAUAACGUAACUAAGGACCCUCCCCCAGUAGCCAUGACUGAGUUGCAGACCCCUUUAUUGUCAUCGUCGGCUCAAUCGGAAACGGGCGACAGUGAGGAAGUGAAGGGAGAAAUAAAGGUUCACAAUCAUUCUCUAAGCGAUUCUUAUCAAAAUAAUGAUUGUGCUGAUCUGCCUAACAAAUCUACUGUGCCAUGCUUUGUGUACGGAAUCUCAUCCAGCUUUAAGAGAAGAAAGAAGGAAGUGGUUAAAAGUCAAAUCAGACGACAGACCUCGUCACUUUCCUUGAGUUUUAAUGAGGAAAAACUGACGGACGAAAAGCACUUAUCCUUGCCAAUGUUCUGUAAUGAGAACAAGCACCAGUCGUCAUCGGCUAGCCCCAGAGAUAUGGCUGAAUACCAUUCUCACAGGACUGGAGAUGAGAACGAUUCCUCAGGACCACUUCUAACCUCAGAAUCAAGUACAGGUGGUAUUAAUGAUGAAACCAAUGCGCCUUACGUCGACAGUGCCGACUCCAGAGUUCCAUCUGAGUUGUGUUUGCAAGACAAAGCCUACGAUUUAACAACUGCCCAGAGCAUGAAAGAUGUUGACUCGUGUGAUCAAGACACUAAACAUAUAUCCUACAUUGCAGAGUUCAGUGAAGAGACCGAGAGCAGCAGUGCAGGAGAUGAAGAGCAAGGUCUCAAGGGGAAGCCAUCAAAACGGGGAUUCCUAAGCAUUACAGGGCUAAUCCAGAAGCGAAGAACACCCAUGAUGAAACGCUAUGAGAUGAAAGACGUUGAACCAGUGACAGCACGUAAGGAUGAGUUUCACACCGAGAGGCAUCUCACCUGUGAAUCAGAGCGCCUAAAGAGUGUGGCUUUAGCCCAUCCUAUGAUGAAGUACUACGAGACGAUACAAAGAGAUUGUCAGUCAGUGCGACUGUCGGAGGAUGAUGUCUCUGAGUUCUUGGGAGACCCAAGCAGGGAGGUGAAAGAUGAUGUCUCAGGACCCUCAGAAGAGUGUUCAACAGAUGGAGGUCUUGAUGGUAUGUCAAAUUGUGAAGAUAGCGGAGCGGAGUACUAUCAGUUCAUGCAGGGCUUGCCUCAGACAGGAGGGGAAUCAGAGGAAGAGGACCUUGAAGAUGACGAAGACAUGGGCAGUAUAACUCAAGAAAGGGAAGGUAUUUCUGUAGUCAAACAUGCAGAUACUGAAAAUGAUACAAGCAAACGGUUUAAGUGCAAGGAGUGUGGUCGAGCGUUCCGUAAUUCACAAGGAUUAUUUGCUCACAAGAAAAUCCACACCAACGAGCGACCGUUCGCGUGUCAUCAUUGUGACAAGAAAUUCCGAUCCAAGCGGAAUCUGAUCACCCACAUCCGGACUCACACGGGAGAGAAACCGCACUCGUGUGAGAUCUGCGGACGUGGAUUCGCCCAGCAGUCCACCAUGGUGCGACACGUACGCAGCCAUACAAAGGAGAAGCAUGCAGAGACAGAUACUGAAAAUGAAACAAGUAAACAGUUUAAGUGCAAGAUAUGUGAUCGAGCAUUCCGUCAGUACCAAGGAUUGACCGCUCACGAGAAGAUCCACACCAACGAGCGACCGUUCGCGUGCCAGUAUUGUGACAAGAAAUUCCUAGCCAAGCGGAAUCUGAUAACCCACGUCCGAACUCACACGGGAGAGAAACCGCACUCGUGCGAGAUCUGCGGACGUGGAUUCGCCCAGCAAUCCACCCUGGUGACGCACCUACGCCGCCAUACAGGGGACAAGCCGUACACAUGUGAGUGUGGUCAAGCAUUCAGUCAAGCACAAGGAUUAUUAUCGCACCAAAAAAUCCACAGCAAUGAGCGACCCUUUGCGUGCCAGCAUUGUGACCUGAAAUUCCGAUCCACGCAGAAUCUGAAAAGCCACGUCCGGACUCACACGGGAGAGAAACCGUACUCUUGUGAGAUCUGCGGACGUGGAUUCAGCCAGCGGUCCACCAUGAUGACGCACCUACGCCGCCAUACAGGAGAGAAGCCUUACACGUGCGAGUGUGGUCAAGCAUUCCGUCAAGCGCAAGGAUUAUUAUCACACCAAAAAAUCCACAGUGAUGAGCGACCCUUUGCGUGCCAUCAUUGUGACCUGAAAUUCCGAUCCAAGCAGAAUCUGAUUAACCACGUCCGGACGCACACGGGAGAGAAACCGCACUCGUGCGAGAUCUGCGGACGUGGAUUCGCCCAGCGGUCCACCAUGAUGCGGCACGUACGCCGACAUACAGGAGAGAUGCAUGCAGAGACAGAUACUGAAAAUGAUACAAGUAAACGGUUUAAGUGCAAGAUAUGUGGUCGAGCAUUCCGUCAGUCACAAGGAUUAACCGCUCACAAGAAAAUCCACACCAACGAGCGACCGUUCCCGUGCCAGCAUUGUGACCUGAAAUUCCGAGUAAAGCAGAAUCUGAUCACCCACGUCCGAACUCACACGGGAGAGAAACCGCACUCGUGCGAGAUCUGCGGACGUGGAUUCGGCCAGCAGUCCACCCUAGUGCGGCACCUGCGCAGCCAUACAGGGGAGAAGCCGUACACGUGCGAGUACUGCCAGCGGAAGUUCAGCCAGCGGCACGUCAUGAUAAAUCACGCCCGAAUACAUACUGGAGAGAAACCCUAUUCGUGUGAAGUGUGCGGGAAAGACUUCAAGGAACAGCACAACCUCGUUAGGCAUGUACGAACGCAUACAGGAGAGAAGCCUUAUACGUGUGAUGAAUGUGGGAAUAAGUUCACUCAGAAGAAUCAUCUCAUGAGGCAUUCCAAAGUACAUAUUCCCAAAAUACAUACCAUAUAAUGCUCAUUACUCUGUUCUUGUUCUGAUGGUGCCAAAUUAUUCAAAAUAAUAGGGGACAGACCUAUCAUUUUUGUGAAAGUUUCAAUCUAUGGUUCUAUUGAGCACAGGUUACUGUACAUGUUUAUUGAUAAGGUUUUUUUUGGGGGGGGGGGUAGGGGUCUUUGGAAAGUGUGGAGCAAAAUUAUUUUAUUUUGGUAAAAGAUUUCGGCAACUUUCUUUGUUAUCUGAUGGCAUCAAGUUUUUUGUUGAAGCCACAUAGUAGUCAGUGUCCAUGUGUGUGGCAUCAUAAUUUGCUGACAUCAGAUUUGGUUGAAUUACCAACUAAUGUGUGCAGAGCCACAGGUCUCUCAGACAGCAAAACUCCAACCAGAAAAUUACUCCUGCUUGUCCUCCAUAUCUGGUGGGUGAGGAAAGCUUUAUUAUGAUGAGAAUUCCUUAUGACAGUAGGUUCAGGGCACAGUGCAUUGCUAAGACCUGUAGAUUAUUACUAUGAAGUCCACUCUUGUGUUAUUUCAUUGUAAAAGGAAGCAUUAAUAGACCAGUCUACCAACCUAUUCUAAUUUAUGGAUGUUUCUUUCCUAGUGACCUACAUGUAAUGACGAGUUAAUUCAUCAACCCGUUAUUCAUGUAUGAACUACAAUAUUUGGAAUUCAUUCUGCAUAUCACUUGUUGCUAUGUCAGGCAAGCAUUGGGCAAGCUUUUGGGUUGUCAAGAAGAACCUUUGUCUAAAGAGUAUGCAUAAGAUUUGAAUACGGUAUGUUGUUAAACUGGUCCAUUGAGAAAGAUUGAUUACGUCGUACAUA